Molecule: messenger RNA, 2483 nt
Organism: Quercus robur (English oak)
Lineage: Eukaryota; Viridiplantae; Streptophyta; Magnoliopsida; Fagales; Fagaceae
Product: recQ-mediated genome instability protein 1
Exons: 8
Coding region: 47-1876 (609 amino acids)
Biological process (GO): resolution of meiotic recombination intermediates; double-strand break repair via homologous recombination
Cellular component (GO): nuclear body; RecQ family helicase-topoisomerase III complex
Molecular function (GO): nucleotide binding
Source: RefSeq, a predicted model, not a curated record
AAACUAAAGUGGAGGGAAAAGAAAAGAAAACCCCAAACCCCCAAAAAUGUCUAGAAGACGCCUCAGACUAAUAUGUUCCUCCGACGAAGAAGAAGAAGAAGAAAACCAAAUUCCUCAACAACCCGAAUCCGAAAACCCGAUUCUGGACCCGAAUCAUGUUCCGGAUCCAUAUCCAUCCGAACCACUUGAAAUCUCCGACGACGAUGUAGAAGAAGAAGAAGAGUUCAUCGACGUCUCCGAUAACUUCACUCCUCCCGAUCCGAAUCCGAAUCCGAAUUCGAAUCCCGACCACUCCGCACAACAAACUCCGGCGACGAAUUCCGCCUGUGAAGGCUCGGGUUUCCGGGAGGCUGAUGUUUCCGGCGACUCCGCGCAACCAAAUCCGGCCGCCGGAGGAGGAGAACAAGAGCGCUCAGGCACGGGUUCUCCGAUCGGAGAUUUUCUCGGGAGGCUAGGGCUGAGGCUGAAGAAUGAGUGGCUCGAGGCUUGUUUGGACGCGCUUCGAAGCUCCGUGCGGAGCUUCGCGAGCCUCGGCGUGGACGCGAAAGCCAAGCUUUGCUUCGAGCGGUUCUUGGUUUCCGAUAUGAAUCAAUCCGGGAGCGGCGUGCUCCCUCGCAACGUGGAUUCCAUGCACCUCGUCGAUCUUCCUGGUCCGUUCGUCUUGCAGAUUGAUGAGAUAGUUAAUAUCAGUUGUCCUCUCAAGGGAAGGUAUCAGAAAGCGCCUCCCGGGAUCAAGAGGUGUCUCAAGUUAUCGAUGACUGAUGGUGUUCAACGUGUUUUUGGAAUGGAAUACAGGCCUAUUCAAGCGCUUGAAUCUUUGGCUCCUGCUGGAUUGAAGGUUGCCAUCUGUAAUGUACAUAUACGUCAUGGGCUUCUAAUGCUGGUCCCUGAAGCUUUUGAAGUUCUAGGGGGAUUGGUUGAGGAGUUGGAGGCAGCACGCCUGCGACUUGUUGACGAAAUAAAUAAGCCACCUAGGGGAAAAAGAACAAGGUCAGGAGUUGUCCCUCCUUUAGCAACUAGAGCAACCCUUGCUGCAUGGCCAUCAAAUGGUGUUAGUGCUGCCGUGCACAACAAUAGUUCCACAUUGCAAGAUGCAACUCCCUUUCGAGCAAAUAACCAAGGUGCUACUUCGGUUCCGUCUGGCACUAACACCAGCCAAAGGACGACAGAAGAAUUUACAGCUUCUUCUACUGCAGAAAAUGCUGUUCCUAACACAUCAUCUUCUGUUAUUUCGGGUUUUGAGGGGAUGCAUAUAGAUACUUUCCCCUGUAGCCGGGCAAAUGCUGUUCCUAACCCAUCUUCUCAUACUGUUUCGGAGGUUGAGGAUGUUCAUAUGGUUGAUGAGGCAGACCACCCCCUCAUUCUAUCUGGUGAUCGGGAAAUCCCAUUCACUUACUUAGCUAGUUUGUCAGCCAAGUUGGUAGCAGUAAUGGAGAAAUCGCCUUCUGUUCGGGGAAAAAUUAAGUGCUUUUUGACUGGCGUAAAGGGAUUCCAAUAUAAGCAGCGGACAACAUAUGAGCUCCGGGCAUAUGUUGAUGAUGGUAGCCUGAUUACUGAGAUCCUCAUUCAUCAUGAUGUUGUACAGAAAGGAAUAGGUUUUUCACCAGAGGAGGUCACUGCUGCUCUUUCUUCUCCAGACAAAAAAAUAGUUAGUGACAUGAAGGAGACGCUCAAACAAUUCCAGAUGUUCUUAGCGAAUUUUGAGGGCACAAUGCUUAUAGAGAUGAGUACAACCUCUCCGCAACCGAUUGCUCUUGAGAUGAAUGAGGGCUGUACUGAAUCUGAUGCGUGGUUGCUUCUGAGAAGACUAAAUUCUACUGUUCCUGCUCAAACACCACACCGUUCUUCUUUAGAUCCCAUUGAUGUAUCCCCUUGAGUGGCUCUCAGUUUGCCAGUCUUUAGGAAGAACAUUGGCUCACAAAAUUGACAAGGCUGGAGAUCAUCCUGUGUCCAUCUUGGGUGCAGGAGGACUCUUCUUUGAUUACGACAUUCCAGAUUCAUGGAUCACAGAACCUGUGUGGCAAGCCAAGUUGGGAGGCCAUGAUAACUUAAAUUGAUGAGGCAAUUUUUAAAGCAUUGCCUGCUUAUUGGUCUGGAGGUUGGGCUGUUUCAUCGGAUGUAUAAGCUAUGGCUGGGGAAAGUGAUUUUACACUUCAUCAUCCUUUAAUUUGCUGUGUAACUGGAUUACGCUGUUUGGUCAAGGAAAGAAACAUUGUAGACUAAUGAAGUCCUCUUUGUUUAAGGAAAAUCUGCUCCCAGUUGGAGUCUGCCACAUAAAGUAGAUGAUGCUUAAGAAGAAAAAUGCAAAGCCAAUGAGCUAUCUGGAAGAAGACCAGGCCUGAGAAGUUAGAACGCUGAGAAGAGCUGGAAACUUGUUUUACAUUUGAAUGACUUGUAACAGCUAAGUUUUGCUAAAUUGCUUAGUCAAUUGUUAACAUGGUAUUUAUUCUGUCUUAAAAAAAAUCUUCUGAGUUGGGUAUGAA